GAGAGAGAGAGAGAAAGAGAGAGCAUCCUGGAGAGAGAGAUAGAAAAGAGGGUGAUAAGACAACAUUCCUAACCUCCUGUCAGUGAGAGAGAGCAGCACAGAGGACAGCAGAGGAGCCUCCCAACCAACCCAGGUCCUCCCCAGUCCCUCCUAGUCUUCACUUUGUUCCACAUCCAGAAGAGGACCCGUUACACUGUGCUGUGCUACCUACGGCUUUUUACCCUGCUCUUCUGUGAAUCCUACCCCUACAGCUCGUUGCCGUGCUCUCCUGUGAAUCCUACCCGUACUGCUCGUUGCCGUGCUCUCCUGUGAAUCCUACCCGUACUGCUCGUUGCCGUGCUCUCCUGUGAAUCCUACCCGUACAGCUCGUUGCCGUGCUCUCCUGUGAAUCCUACCCGUACUGCUCGUUGCCGUGCUCUUCUGUGAAUCCUACCCGUACUGCUCGUUGCCGUGCUCUCCUGUGAAUCCUACCCGUACUGCUCGUUGCCGUGCUCUCCUGUGAAUCCUACCCGUACUACUCUUUACCCUUCUCUUCUGUGAACCCUACCCGUACUACUCUUUACCCUGCUCUCCUGUGAACCCUACCCGUACUACUCUUUACCCUGCUCUCCUGUAAACCCUACCCGUACUACUCUUUACCCUGCUCUCCUGUGAACCCUACCCAUACUACUCUUUACCCUGCUCUCCUGUGAACCCUACCCGUACUACUCUUUACCCUUCUCUCCUGUGAAUCCUACCCGUACUAUUCUUUACCCUGCUCUUCUGUGAACCCUACCCGUACUACUCUUUACCCUGCUCUCCUGUGAAUCCUACCCGUACUAUUCUUUACCCUGCUCUUCUGUGAACCCUACCCGUACUACUCUUUACCCUGCUCUCCUGUGAACCCUACCCGUACUACUCUUUACCCUGCUCUUCUGUGAAUCCUACCCGUACUAUUCUUUACCCUGCUCUCCUGUGAAUCCUACCCGUACAGCUCUUUACCCUGCUCUUCUGUGAACCCUACCCGUGCAGCUCUUUACUGUGCUCUUCUAAUCAAUAACAACUCUACUGCUGCUUCGUCCUACACCAGCUGUUGACAGCCAGACCAACGUAGACUAGUCAGCUACUCCACGACCCCAUCACUGCACUGGGCAGGCACACCACUUCCUCCUCACUGCACUGGGCAGCCACACCACUUCCUCCUCACUGCACUGGGCAAGCCACACCACUUCCUCCUCACUGCACUGGGCAGGCACACCACUUCCACCCCACUACACUGGGCAGCCACACCACUUCCUCCUCACUGCACUGGGCAAGCCACACCACUUCCUCCUCACUGCACUGGGCAGCCACACCACUUCCUCCUCACUGCACUGGGCAGGCACACCACUUCCUCCUCACUGCACUGGGCAGGCACACCACUUCCUCCUCACUGCACUGGGCAGGCACACCACUUCCUCCUCACUGCACUGGGCAGGCACACCACUUCCUCCUCACUGCACUGGGCAGGCACACCACUUCCUCCUCACUACACUGGGCAGCCACACCACUUCCUCCUCACUGCACUGGGCAAGCCACACCACUUCCUCCUCACUGCACUGGGCAGGCACACCACUUCCUCCUCACUGCACUGGGCAGCCACACCACUUCCUCCUCACUGCACUGGGCAGCCACACCACUUCCUCCUCAUUGCACUUCCCUCAAGCAGUACACGCUGUCUGAGAAGAACACUGGUGGAGAUGAAGAUACAGACCACUCCCACCAUGGACAUGGACGCCCUGACGUCCAUCCUGUCCAACGCGUCUUCAGAGAGUAGCUGUGCUCCUGUAGAUAACACUGUGGAGAACAUGGUGUUUGGAGGUUACUACAUUCUGGUCUUUCUCCUGGCGCUCAAUGGUAACGCCUUGGCCCUCUGGAUCUUCUCCCGGCAGCGUGGCACAUCCUCUCCCGCUAACGUCUUCCUGCUGCACCUGGCUGUGGCCGACCUCUCCUACGUCAUAAUCCUGCCGCUCCGCGCCACAUACCACCUCACGGGGGGCCACUGGCCGUUCGGCGAGGUUCCGUGUCGAGUCGCCGGCUUCCUGUUUUAUGUCAACAUGUACGCGAGUCUCUACUUCUUGGCAUGCGUGGCUGGGGAUCGCUACCUGGCCGUGGUGCACGCCGUGAGGUCACUGAAGAUCCGCCGUGCCCGCUACGCCCACACCAUCAGUUUUUCCCUGUGGGUGCUGGUCACCGUCUCCAUGGCGCCCCUGCUGGUCACCCGCCAGACUGCGGAGGUGGACGGGAUGACGGUGUGUCUGCAGCUGUACAGGGAGAAAGCCUCCCGCAAGGCCCUCGUCUCUUUAGCCGUAGCCUUCACCCCUCCUUUCCUCUCCACACUGUCCUGCUACCUGCUCAUCAUCCACAGCCUGAGGAGAGGAUCCCGACUGGAGCCCCAGCUGAAGCUGCGAGCCUUGAGGACCAUCGGCCUGGUCAUGCUGAUCUAUGUGGUGUGCUUCCUGCCGUACCACGCCUCCAGAGCCACGUUCAUCCUGGGGUACGCCCACCCAGAUGUCUCCUGCCAGACCAGGCGGGGUCUGUCCCUGGCCAACCGCGUCACCUCCUCCCUCACCUGUCUGAACGGGGGCCUGGAUCCUCUGGUGUACCUGUUUGGGGCCGAGAAGUUCCGGGGAACGGUGAGGAGGCUGUUCUUUAGAGACAGGGCCGGGGGAUCAGGGGCCACCAGUGCAGGAGAGCUGAAGGGAACACACGAGAGCUCUGUCAGCGCCAAGUCUGAGUUCUGAGAAGCCGGAGGUGGAACCAUCUGAAAUAUCAACUUUAUCUGACGGACUUAUUUUUAAGUCAUUUUUUAAAUACAUUUUUCUACCUGUUUUCACUCAAGCCUCUCAAUACUUAUUUUUAUACUGCCUCUCCUGUCCAUAUGAGACUGUAUCUUUGUUCUAUACUGCCUCUCCUGUCCAUAUGAGACUGUAUCUUUGUUCUUUACUGCCUCUCCUGUCCAUAUGAGACUGUAUCUUUGUUCUAUACUGCCUCUCCUGUCCAUAUGAGACUGUAUCUUUGUUCUCUACUGCCUCUCCUGUCCAUAUGAGACUGUAUCUUUGUUCUGUACUGCCUCUCCUGUCCAUAUGAGACUGUAUCUUUGACUUUAACUUUGUCUUUGAAAUCAAUUAGAGUUUGUUUCAUUAUCAUCUCCCUUCAGCUGUAACUAUUUUCAACCCUGCCAAAGUGCUGGUAAAAACCAAAUCAAUGGAUGCCAUCCCAGCUGUAAUUCUAGUUGUACAGUAUUUUGCGUAAAACCUUGUUUUUUUUUUUAAACGGGGGGGGGGAUGCAUGCCUUUUCAUCUUAGUAGGUCUUGAUCUGUUAACUCUUUAAAAUCGUGCUUAGUAAUGCCUAACAUACUUUUGGGCAAGGAUAUUAUUACGAUAAUACAAUCUUAUUCUCACUAAUUAAAGUGUAUCUUCAAUGUUUCCCGCCAAGUUAAUUCAUGAUACAAUCAAAAUGUAUUUUCCUCAAGUAAUCUCCAUUAACGUUUCCUUGUCGUCCUAUUACCAAAAAAAAAAAAAAAA
This is a messenger RNA of Oncorhynchus mykiss (rainbow trout), 3546 nucleotides long. RefSeq names its product G protein-coupled receptor 17 (gene gpr17). The record is from RefSeq and is a predicted model, not a curated record. Gene Ontology annotation, molecular function: oxysterol binding; G protein-coupled receptor activity. Gene Ontology annotation, biological process: G protein-coupled receptor signaling pathway. Gene Ontology annotation, cellular component: membrane. NCBI's taxonomy places the organism in Eukaryota, Metazoa, Chordata, Actinopteri, Salmoniformes, Salmonidae.